This is a messenger RNA of Colletotrichum navitas, 589 nucleotides long. RefSeq lists its product as uncharacterized. NCBI's taxonomy places the organism in Eukaryota, Fungi, Ascomycota, Sordariomycetes, Glomerellales, Glomerellaceae. The record is from RefSeq and is a predicted model, not a curated record. The transcript has a single exon. Bases 134 to 439 code for a protein of 101 amino acids.
UGCAAGACGAGGCAUAACCUUAUACCACACAUGCAUGGGGUACCCGCCUCGACCAUGCUACGCGCCGUCCCCCCCUUCAUAGCACAAGGCUAAACAGAGAGACCGGCUUGGCCCCCUCCUUCACCGUUAUGUUAUGCCGGCUCAUCUACGAUCCAUCUAUCUUGGGUUUAAUCUUAGCAUCUCGCCUGCCCUGCCCUGCCCUGUCCCGUGCCGCUCCCGGCCACAGGCAACGAGCCUUGCAAAGGCCCACCACCCAAGCAAGGAUGCCCAGGUCGCCGGGUCCCUCCGCAUUCUUGGAACGCGAUUGAUCAUGGGAGGGCCACCACUGCCAGACAACCACAUCCCAUUUCUCAGUCACCGUGCGAUGGAGAUACUCUGCCUGCUUGCUCUACUGGGUACGAUACACGUUUGGCAUCUGCCGGCCGGUGGUUUGCCUUAGUUUGGCUAUCCCAACUUUCCCCGCUUACCUUUCCUUCAACGCAUUCAUUGCCGGCCGGCAUGACCAAACCAUCGCCGGAACUCAGCCAAGGCGCGCUCUUGGUGGGUGGCGCUGGUCUCGUCACUACGGUAAUCACUAUCCGUCACUUGU